AAAUAGAGGAAGAUGGACCUAAAAUAAGUAAGAUAGAAAAAGAGAGGUAGAAGAGAAGAAGCAGAAGUGAAGAACAAAAUAAGAGCGAAGAAUAUAUCUUUCUAAACGUGUGUUUUGGUCUGAUAAGAAAAGGUCAGAUGUAUAUGUCAUCAGAAUACCAUAAUGAAGGUGAACUAAUGAGGAACUCCUACAUCAGUUACAAUUUGGAGAGAAAAAUGUAUUGUUUAUCUUCACUAUUGCUCUUCUAUUGUGAGAAACACAUUAUUGGAUAAGAUAUGGAGUUAUACUGUAGCUGUAAAUGAAUUAUAUUUCUCACCAAUGAAUCCAAGCUACUGAAAAUAAAAGAAAAUGUUAUUUAUAUGUGGUAUAGCUCAGAAGCGCAAUAGCUGCAUCAUUUUAAGGAAUCUGUAGGAGGUCAUUUGAAUUGAAUGAGGGUGUUUACAUGAAAUGCACUGCAUUGUAUUCGCUCGUAUGCAUUUUUAGCACAUAUAACAGCUUCAAGAAAAGAGGAAGAGGGUUCAGUAUACUUAGAAAAGGCUGUGUCACUGGUCCAUAGAAUCAACAUAGGGGAUUUCUUUCAAGACAAAUAUUAGUUCACCAUCUCUAUAUAAUGGACUGCUGACAAUACACCACAUACUUUCACUCUCUCUUGUGUGGUUUAUCAUACCUGAAGAAUGAUGACUGUAUUAAAGACUGCAAUAGUGCUUCUGAUGCUGUGCUGUGCUGUGCAACUUACCUCAGCUGGUCUUGCAGAUGAAUUGGCAAAAAGUAUCUGUUGCUUUAGUGAAAACAAUAUGAGAAUUCCUAAGAAAAAGCUCGAGUCUUAUCGUUGGACAAGUAACAUUUGCCCAGUCAGAUACAUUGUGUUCAAAACAGUUGAGAAGAGACAGUUCUGUAUGAACCCUGAAAAUAGCUGGGCCAAGCUGAACAAAAACCACAUAGACAAGAAAAGGGCUUCAAAAUCACCAAAAUGAAACUCGGAAGAAAUUUUCUACAUGUACACACACACAUACACCCCCAUAAUUGUAAAAUAAACCUGUAAUAUUAACAUUAUUUAAAUGUUUUGAUCUCAUUAUCUGUGUCAAAAUUAAACAUACUGAUAUGAACUUUAAAUAAGCUGUAUUAUUAAUAUUAGAGAAUAGUGCAUAGAAGUUGUCAUAUGUUAAGAUUUUCUUCAUUGUCCAUUAUUAAAUUAUCUGCAUUUUUAUUUAGUAUUUGCUUAUGUACUUAAGAGUUUAGUUUAGUUUAGAUUCUGUCAGUUAGUUUUGCUAAAAUGUACUACAAAUAUUUAAAAAAAAAAAACAAAAAAAAAAAACAUGUAUUUUGAUUUAAAAAAAUCUUGGAUUUAUUUCUUUCCAUU
This is a messenger RNA of Megalobrama amblycephala (Wuchang bream), 1360 nucleotides long. RefSeq names its product monocyte chemotactic protein 1B-like. The transcript has 3 exons. The coding region runs from base 675 to 974 and encodes 99 amino acids. Gene Ontology annotation, molecular function: chemokine activity; CCR chemokine receptor binding. Gene Ontology annotation, cellular component: extracellular region. The record is from RefSeq and is a predicted model, not a curated record. Lineage: Eukaryota; Metazoa; Chordata; Actinopteri; Cypriniformes; Xenocyprididae. Gene Ontology annotation, biological process: cellular response to type II interferon; cellular response to tumor necrosis factor; cellular response to interleukin-1.